Molecule: messenger RNA, 6175 nt
Organism: Dreissena polymorpha
Lineage: Eukaryota; Metazoa; Mollusca; Bivalvia; Myida; Dreissenidae
Product: repressor of RNA polymerase III transcription MAF1 homolog
Exons: 8
Coding region: 527-1264 (245 amino acids)
Biological process (GO): negative regulation of transcription by RNA polymerase III
Cellular component (GO): nucleus
Molecular function (GO): RNA polymerase III core binding
Source: RefSeq, a predicted model, not a curated record
AAUGGCAUUAUGGGUAAACAUAUUUGACCUACAUAGACGGUCACCAUUGUUUACAACAGAGGAAGUUUAGCUGUUUAGUUGACAAUAAGAUACGUACAAACUCACCGAUCAAUGAUUAAAACAGUGUAUUAUUGAAUGUUUAAUCGUAUCUAAUUAAAAACCACUGCAUUAAUUAUAUUCAAACUUAGUUUUUGAGUGUUUUUGCGUUGAAAUUAUUGUUCGAAAUUUUGACAGUUUGUUUUUCUCGCUUGUGAUUAACAGCUGAUCAAGAAAUAAUUCAAGAAUCGUUCUCAAUGGGGCAUCUGCGGAUUAAAUCAGUAGCUGACAUGAUCAAGAUUAACACCACAAAGAAUUCCGCAACUAACAAUUCGUUUCAAAAAAACUCUGGUAGGAAGAAAGCUCUGUGUUCCUUAAAUUGUUUUAAACUUUCUCCCGAAGACAGUAAAGUGUGUUUGUUUUGUUAAUUUGAUUACUUUUUGAAAUUAAUUUCUGUGUGAAGAUAAAAGUUAAAAAUCUAACGAUUAAAAUGAAGUUCCUGGAAAAUGCUCGAUUUGAAGCAAUCAACGCUGCUUUAUGCUGUGAGGUGGAGAAUUACAGGAUUGAAGGAAGGAUCGAAAGCUACUCGUGCAAGAUGGCGGGUAACGACAAGCGUCUAUUCAAAACACUCAUGCAAGAGUCUGCUGACAACCACAAUCCAAGUGACCUCCAGGUGUUGUCACCUCCUCAGAGCACAGUGUCGCUCAGUCCAGUGAAAAGUUACGGAAGGAGUAUGAGUGAUGGCGAAAACUACUUGUGUGACACAAUAUCCACGAAGACACUGUUCUACCUUAUAUCAACUUUGAAUGCUUCAUUCAACCCUGACUAUGACUUCAGCAAUGCUAAAAGUCAUGAGUUCAGUAAAGAACCAAGCCCUGAGUGGGUGCUGAGUGCCAUAGACAGUCACCUACAAACAGCUGCCUACCACAUGUCGGGCAGUCUGAAGCAGAAUCUAUGGUCGGCCAUUGAAGAUGAGAUCGUACUCCGAGAGUGUGACGUGUACAGCUACAACCCUGACCUCUCGUCUGACCCCUUUGGUGAGGAGGGCUGCACCUGGUCCUUUAACUACUUCUUUUACAACAAGAAGUUGAAGCGCAUUGUGUUCUUCACAUGCAGAGCUACCAGUGAAGGUGUGUAUGGAGACUCAGGAAUGGGUACAGACCUCUCUAUGGAUGAGUCCAGUGACAUGAUGUUUGACAAGAGCAGCACAUAUGCAGUCUGGAAAUAAAAAGAUUGAAGGAGAAUUGGAUUAAAGAAUGACACAGGCUGAAGGCCAUAUGCUACCACAGCUGAAGGAAUCCUGUUCCAUCUUGUCUACCUGUUUGACUGUGAAAUAAAGCAAAAAGUGUGUAAAUGUUGAUCACUUGUACACUGGUAUCCAGUUCAUAUACAUGUAUGUCCAUUAUAAACUUACACGUUUAGAAUUCUUUUUGACUAUCUGUAAACUAAUCAAAUGAGUCGUGUUCUGAGAAAACUGGGAAUAAUGCAUGUGCGUAAAGUGUUGUCCCAGAUUAGCCUGUGCAGUCUGCACAGGCUAAUCAGGGACAACACUUCGCUUUUAUGGGAUUUUAAGUUUCAAGAAAGUCCCACCUUACCGAAAAUGAAGUUUAGGCAGAAAGUGUCGUCCCUGAUUAGCCUGUGCAAACUACACAGGCUAAUCUGGGACGACACUUUAUGCACAUGCAUUAAGCCCAGUUUUCACAGAAUACGACACAAAUGCAUGUUAGACAUUUAGUUAGACAAGCCCUGUCAGAUAUGAAGCAUUUAUGAACGAUGCACAGACUUGUGUUUUGUUAAUGUAUUUUUUAGUUUACAUAACCAUGUACUUAACACAUGUUUUAAGGAAAACAUGUUUACCUGUUGUAGUGAUGGCAAGAUACAACUAGUAUAUCAAUAUGAAUAACAGCUUACAAUAUUUUGUCAUCUUGGCAGUAAGAAUGUUGUUGUCAAAUUUUGCCUUUUGUAAACAAUGUUGCCUCAGGAAGUUUCAAUGUAUCAAAUCAGUGAUUUUUUUCUCUCUGGCUUACUCACACUUCUUUUAUAUAAUUUAGAAAAAUUACAUUUUCAUCAAGUAUUUUAACUCUUUAAAAUCAAGGCCAUUGCAGUAUAAUACGAUUCAUUGAUAUGUUGAUUUUUUUCUAUUAAAAAGAAAUUACCUGUAAUAGUUUUAUUAGUAAUUUAUCAAAAAGAAGUUUGAGAAUAAAGUCCUUGACUGGGCAAGAAUUUGUGUUAAAUGUGACAUCUUAGUUUUAAAUUGUGAGAAUCAGCCAUUGGCAAUUGUAGUAAACAUGAAAAGUAAAUCCUUAAAGGGGAAUAUCUAGUUAAAUAGGAUGAUUCAUUACUUAAGAAUAAUCCAUUCUGAACAUGAGCCUUAACAAAUUUGACCAGAAACUCCAUAGAAACUUCUUAGUUGUUGGGGAUAGUUCAUGGUUUGGAAGGAUUGUCCAUAGUAUGGAAGAAAAGUCUAUAGUUUGAAAGGAUAGUUCAUAGUAUGGAAGGAUAUUCCAGAGUGUUGAAGGAUAGUCCAUAGAUUGGAAGGAUAGUCCAUAGAUUGCAUGGAUAGUCUAAAUUAUGGAAUGAUAAUCAAUAGAUUGGAUAGAUGGUCCAUAAGUUGGGAGGAUAGUCGAUAGCAUGGAGGACAGUCCAUAGCAUGAAUGGAUAGUUCAGAGUUUGGAAGGAUGGUACAUAGGUUAGAAGGAUAGUCCAUAGAAAAUAAGUAUGGAAUGGUUGUCAAUAGUUUUGAAGGAUAGCCCAUAGUAUGGAAUGAUAGUCCAUAGGAUGAAAGUAUAGUCCAGAGUUUGGAAGGAUGGUCAAUAGGUUAGAAGGAUAGUCUAUAGCAUGACAGUAUAGUCCAAAAUUUGGAAGGAUGGUCCAUAGGUUGGGAGGAUAGUCCAUAGUAUUGAAGGAUAGUCCAUAGCAAUAAUGGAUAGUCCAAAGUUUUAAAGGAUGGUUCAUGGGUUGGAAGGAUAGUCCAUAGUAAAUCAGUAUGGAAUGGUUGUCCAUAGUUUGGAAUGAUAGUCCAUUUUAUGUGAGGAUAGUCCGUAGUAUGGGAUGAUAGUCCAUAUUAUGGGAGAAUAGUCAAAAGUUUGAAAAGGUAGUCCAUAUUUAGGAACGAUAUUCAGAUAUGCCAAAGCUAAAGCCAAGAGUAAAAAAUCUUUAAGUUGGAUUAAGAAAGUCAACAUUUUUGUAGAUAUCAUAAAUUUAGGUAGAUUAUGAAAAGAUUAUGAUAUUAAUCCAUUAUGUUGUUUUAAGUUCAACUUAAUGUCCAUCCAUGGUUUGAUCAAAGCAAAUAAAUAGUGGUAGCCUAGAAGGGAGAGGAGGUUUUGAAGAGGAACAUCCAAAACAAAAGGAGAUUAGAAGUUGUUAUUAUUACAUUUGCCGAUUUCCAUUCUUUAUCAAAUAAAAAAAUCAAUUGCAUGCCAUAAUCUAAAUAUAAAUGACUGUAAAUGUUAAACCUGCAUAUGUUUUGAAAAGCAGUCUAAAUUCUGUUCAAUGUAUUUUUGUAUAGUCAUUAAACUAUUUCAGUUUCUUUAUUUUUAUGUUAAUGUUUAUGUAAUUUUAUGUAACAUAGAUAUAGAUCUCAAUACCAGUUCUGUGUUUAAAAGAAUUCUUAUCAGGGGCUGGUUUCAACAAACAAUGAUAUUAAUCUUAACAAAUAUUUGCAUUGAUAGUACAUUGAUAGUAUCUGCUCUUUACCAGAGAUGUUAUCUACAUCUCUCUGCAAUUGCUUAUUUUAAAUGGACAACACUUUAAUGUUGCACAAUAUUAAUUAUAAUAUUAUGCAAUAUCAUUGGUAAUAAUAACAUUACUAGGUAUGUAAUUAAAGUGGAUUUACAAAAUGCAGCAAUUAUUUUAAAUACUUAUGUAAUGAAGGUGGAUUUACAAAAUGCAGCAAUUAUUUUAAAUACUUAUAAGUUGUUUAAUUUAUGUUUGUUUUCAUUGAUUAUUUACCAUUUUGUAUAAUAUUGAUUCCAUUAUCACAAGUGUCAUUAAAUGUGUUAGUUGCUUUAAUAAUUGAGCUCUUUUAUCGUGUGGAUAAAAUUAGCAUUGCAGGUGCAUUGUUAUCAAAGGGCAUUGUUGAUUUUGUUUGCUAAAUUUAUUCACAAUAGAUUUAAGGUCUCUAUUAAGUAACUUUUACUAGUAGAAUAGUGUUUAAUAUUUAGUUGUAGCAAUUUUGAUGUAUAGCCUUUGAUUUUGCAUAGCAGACUUUUUAUGUCCCCCACUAUAAUAGUGGGGGACAUAUUGUUUUUGCCCUGUCUGUCUGUUGGUCCGUUGUCUGUUGGUCUGUUUGCGCCAACUUUAACAUUUUGCAAUAACUUUUGCUAUAUUGAAGAUAGCAACUUCAUAUUUGGCAUGCAUGUGUAUCUCAUGAAGCUGCACUUUUGAGUGGUGAAAGGUCAAUGUCAUCCUUCAAGGUCAGAGGUCAAAUAUAUGUGGCCAAAAUCGCUCAUUUUAUGAAUACUUUUGCAAUAUUGAAGAUAGCAACUUGAUAUUUGGCAUGCAUGUGUAUCUCAUGGAGCUUCACAUUUUGAGUGGUGAAAGGUCAAGGUCAAGGUCAUCCUUCAAGGUCAGAGGUCAAAUAUAUGUGGCCCAAUCGCUUAUUUUAUAAAUACUUUUGCAAUAUUGAAGAUAGCAACUUGAUAUUUGGCAUGCAUGUGCAUCUCAUGGAGCUGCACAUUUUGAGUGGUGAAAGGUCAAGGUCAAGGUCAUCCUUCAAGGUCAGAGGUCAAAUAUAUGUGGCCCAAAUCGCUUAUUUUAUGAAUACAUUUGCAAUAUUGAAGAUAGCAACUUGAUAUUUGGCAUGCAUGUGUAUCUCAUGGAGCUGCACAUUUUGAGUGGUGAAAGGUCAAGGUCAUCCUUCACAAGGUCAAGGUCAUCCUUCAAGGUCAAACAUCACAUAGGGGGACAUUGUGUUUCACAAACACAUCUUGUUAAGUACAUUAAAAGCAUUGCUGUGACAUUGUACUCCAGUUUUCUUAUGUCUCAUAGAGGCUACUUAUAGUAAAUACCUUCAAAGAAAUCCACAUAGACUAAUCUUCAUUAUUUGUCAUCAUCAAUUGCAAUAAAUGACCAUGAAUUUAAAUUUUAUAAACAAGUCAUACUCUUAGCAAAGGUGAUAACACUCCCAGCUUAAAAUUACCUUGUGCACAAAAUAAAAAAUAUUUUAUUUCCUUGGACUGAUUGGUCUUUUCAGAUAUGAUAAUUUGAGUUAUAAAUUCAUGUGUUCAAAACACAAUAUCGGCGAAAAGUUAAAAUAAUUAAAUUGUCACGGCUUUUGUUUUUUUAAACAGAUGGGUGUGUUAAAACUUGUGUAUAUUGUACAUGUAUUUUCAGAUAUGAAAUAUAUGUCCAAUUUAUCUUAUAUCAUGGUUUAUAUUUUUGAAAUAUAUGUGCUGUUGUUGGAAAACCAGGUUUAAUGCAUGUGCGCAAACUAUCCUCCUAGAUUAGCGUGUGAAGUCGCACAGGCUAAUCAUGUUAAACACUCCGAUUUUUUAUUUAUUUUUGUUUUAAGGAAUUCUUCUAAAUGAAAAUCCAGUCUGGGCUAAAAGCGUUAUCCCAGGUUAGCCUGUGGACCAAAUAUUGACGAUACUUAACACAAAUGCGUUGAGCCCGGUUUUCCCAGAGACAGGAUCAUAUAAUUGUGGAUUGCUUUUCAAUAUUUGAUCAAACGGAAUGUAUGUGUAAUGUUAUAUCUCUUUUACAUGUCUAUAUCAGCUACAACAGUGUCUCUCUCAAUCCUCAAUAGGUUCCUGUUGAAUGUGAUGUAAAUAUCUGAAAUUUUAGGAUAAGACUUGUUCUGUCUAUGUAAUGUAUGUAACUCAUUGUUUUAAUCAAAACUAUUCUUUCUGGAUUUUUACCUGUACUGAGAUAUACUUUACUUUUUAGUUGUAGUUCUACUAAUGUUUUUAGUAUACAUAAUUGUUGUUUUCUUACUCAUCAACAUUGAUAAUGUUCUUAAUCUUACUCUGUUGUAAAUACGAACAGUUUCUCUCUCAUUUAUUAAUGAUACUUUGCCAUUCAAUUGCUUGAACAAUGUAUGUAUGAUUUUAUGUCCUGUUUUCUUAAAUCAUUGUGUCAUUCUCUAUGUUUUAUCUCAUGUAAAUACUUUAAAUAAAUUUGAUUUUUAUGUUUAAAAUAA